AUGGUGGUCACCUUCGACAUCGAAGCCGAUAGGGCCAAAUUCCCUGCUUUGAAGGAGGACCAGGUCUUCCUCGACAACGCAGGCGGAAGCCAGACGCUAGGGGCCGUCAUCGAAGCUAUAAGCGACUACCUCAUCAAGAGCAACGUCCAAUUUGGAGGCGGCUAUAAAGCCAGUAAGGCAUCAAGCUCUCGCUACGACAGCGGCGUAACCGCCGGAGCUAAGUUCCUCAACGCGGAGAAGGACGAGAUUGCCUUCGGCCCCUCAGCCACGCAACUCCUCCGCAACCUAUCAUUCACAUUCCACUUCCAACCCGGCGACGAAAUCGUCGUCUCCUCCAUCGACCACGAGGCCAACAUCGCGCCGUGGAAAGACCUCGCCCACCGCCUAGACCUAGUGCUCAAGUGGUGGACGCCACCACGAGAUCCUGAUCAACCAAACAACACCAACCCGCGCCUCUCGCCCGCGGACCUACAACCCCUACUAUCCCCCAAGACGCGCCUCGUAACAUGCACGCACGCCAGCAACGUCCUCGGCUCGAUCCACGACGUCAAAGCCGUAGCCGCGGUCGUCCGUAGUAGCGCCGCGCCCCAAGCCCUCCUGUGCGUCGACGGCGUGGCCUAUGCGCCGCACCGCCCCGUCGACGUGAAGGAUCUCGGGGUGGACUUCUACGUCCUGUCCUGGUAUAAGGUGUACGGGCCGCAUGUCGCGAUGCUGUACGGGAGCCGCCGGGCGCAGGAGCAGAUGCGCUCGCUGGGGCACUUUUUCAAUCCGCAUGCGACGCUUGAGAAUAAGAUUAGUCUUGGAAGCGGGUGUUACGAACUAGUACAAUCCAUCCCCCCCAUCGUCGACUACAUCGGACAUCCCUCCCCCUCCUCCUCCUCCUCCUCCUCCUCUUCCUCCCCCUCUUCCUCCCCCAACAACAACAACAACAACAACAACAACAACAACAACAACAACAACAACAACAACAACAACCUAUGGCCCAUCAUCGCACAUCACGAAUCGCAGCUCCAAUCCACGCUACUAGCCUACCUAGCUUCCAAGCCGGAGAAAAUCACCAUAUACGGCGAGCCCAGCGCGGACGGCGCCCUGCGCCUGCCCACCGUGAGCUUCGUCGUCGCGGGCUGGGACUCGCGGGAGCUGGUCGAGACGCUCGAGCGCAGCACCGGCUACGGCUUCCGCUGGGGCGCGUUUUACUCGAACGCCCUGGUGCACGGGUUCCUGGGCCUGGGGCCGAGCGGCGUGGUUAGGGUUAGCAUGGCGCAUUAUAAUACGCGUAAGUCGAAUGAAUGA
This is a messenger RNA of Daldinia vernicosa, 1293 nucleotides long. RefSeq names its product PLP-dependent transferase. The transcript is spliced from 4 exons. NCBI's taxonomy places the organism in Eukaryota, Fungi, Ascomycota, Sordariomycetes, Xylariales, Hypoxylaceae. The record is from RefSeq and is a predicted model, not a curated record. Bases 1 to 1293 code for a protein of 430 amino acids.